AUGAACGGUGUCUCGCGUUUCCUCAGCCGGCGCGACAAGCACCAGCACGAGAAACGUUCGCUGAAGCACCCGCUCGGCAAAUCACGGCAAGCUCUGCCCACAGUCUCACCCGAACUCUACAAAGUAUUCACGAACGACGAGAAGCCCGCGGACAAGGAUGCCGAGAAGACGAAGACCCUUCUCCAGCGCCUACAGGCUGCUGGAAUCACUACGAUGCAUGAGGAGCAAGUCGAUUAUGCCCUCGCGUGGUCCCCUGACAACCUCGACGAAGCGUACGAUCUGCUCGUCCUCGCCAACGAAUCCCUCGAGGGCGAACUGAAAGAAUUCAAUGCCGAUACCACAAUGCUCGGUGCCAUAAAUCGGAAUAUGGUGACUUGUUAUUUGGAUGCACUCCUGUUCGCCAUGUUCGCUCGGAUGGAUAGUUUCGAGGCGAUGCUAUACGACGAGUUCAAUGACGAACCGAGAAAGAAGCUCGCGGCCAUUCUCCGACUGUGGGUGAACUUUUUGCGGACGGGUAGGCUCAUUAGAGUUGACUUCACGAAGCGUCUGCAGGACGCAUUGGCACAGUGUGGCUGGGAAGAAGCGGCCGAGGUUCGCCAGCAGGACGCUUCUGAAGCAUUCACCUUCAUCACUGGCGCGUUGGAACUGCCUCUGCUGACCCUGAAGAUGGACAUAUAUCACACUGGGCGGGAGGAUAGGGAGGACGAUCACAAAUUCGUUAACGAACGACUUUUGGAAGUGGCUAUCCCAGAAGAGAAUGAGGCGGACAAAGGCGUGACCCUUGAAGACUGCCUUGAAAACUAUUUCAACAAUCGGAUCGAAGUCAAGCGAUAUUUGCAACGCCAAAACACCCUACCUUUCGUUCAGACAGCAAUCCAGGGUAGCGAGAAGAAGGAGACCAUGCAUAUCGAAACAGUUGAGCUAUCUGGACCAGAUACGCCGCUAGUGGCCACGCCCACCACGUUCGGCCCACCAUCACCUGUCUCACCUGUUCGACCAUUAUCCGGACGCCGAAGGGGAGAUAGCAUAUUCACUGAGCGAUAUAACAUCCACGGUACACCAAAGGAAUACAGUCGAUUCGAUGAGAAGAAACACCUGGAAGAAAUGCUAGACAAGAGCUCCUCCGGGCGGCCGCGGUCAGCGUCCCUCCUUAGGAAAGAAGUCAUGAUGCCCGCCUGGCAGUUCUUCAGCCUCAUCCCUUGGUACACAGAUAACGUCCCCAAGACAGAUGCUCAAGUAGCCGCGCACUUUUCUUCCAAGCGACCUGUUCUUGGUAUCUGUCUCAAACGCUACACGAUGCUGCCUAAUGGCACACCAAAACGACUCAACACCUAUGUUGAUAUACCUUUAGAGAUCGGUUUACCACAUUUCAUUUCAGAUGAACGCAUGGAGGAGGGGCCGCUUUUUGGAAACUUCAAGCUGGUGCUUCAGUCGGUUGUCUGUCAUCGGGGGGUUUCGGUCGACUCAGGCCACUACGUGUCACUAAUACGUGCGAACAAGCCGCCUUACCGGAAGCGUCCCAGUACGUCACAUACAGAGAAAGACGUUGAAGAAGAUUCUUGGCUACGCUUCGACGAUCUGUCAAAUCCGCGCGUAGUGGAUAUUGAUAUCCAGAACGCGCUACGGGAGGAGUCUCCAUAUCUGCUAUUCUACCAGGUACAACCGAUAGACGAAGAGCUUGCAUCGAGGGGUGAUCCUCCCAGUUACGACGAAGUCCAGUCCGUAACACUCUCUACGGCGCCUUCCAAGGAGACGCUCAGCUCCGAGCCUGACGCUAUGACUGACGCUACAACUACCGACGCCGACAUUGGAGAGUGGGAGAAGGUCAGCUCAGUUGAAGCACUUUCGUCCAUCGUGGGCUCCACUACGGAUGCCGAGGUUCCGGGACGCAACAGCAUGUCAAGUAAUCGUCGGAGCAGUGUCGCCAUCGAAGAUCUCGACAGCAGUACAUCUAAUAUCGCACGGGGGCGGCCACCGCCUACACCAGAUGAGCAACGAACGAGUUUCUUGUCUGCAUCCCGGCGUAACUCGAAAGCUUGGUUAUCCGGUAGCAAGAGUCGCCCUACUAGCGAGAGCGGCGAAAAUCGACUAUCGAUGACAUUGUCCAGACUCACCGGCAGAGGCAGUAAAGACAAACUCGUAGCUACGGAUAAUGGCUCGGAAGACCCGGUCAUCGUUGUGAAUGAGGCUCCUCUAACCGCGGAAAGUACACAGACGAUCAAAGCUCAGGCUCAAGCCCAUCCUCGACCUCCUGCCAGUCCAGGUAGGCUGAACAAGGACGCUGGCGUAUCUCGUAGUAAGAGCAAAAAGCAUUUCAGGAGCAAAAGCCGAGAACCGGUCUCGCCUGGAACGGAUGGUGUGCAAGUUAAGGGCAAGCACAAGGCAAAGGAUCGGCCUGAGCGCGAGUGUAUUAUUAUGUGA
Messenger RNA from Didymosphaeria variabile, 2421 nucleotides. RefSeq lists its product as uncharacterized. Gene Ontology annotation, cellular component: cytosol; nucleus. The transcript has 3 exons. Gene Ontology annotation, biological process: protein deubiquitination. The record is from RefSeq and is a predicted model, not a curated record. Bases 1 to 2421 code for a protein of 806 amino acids. Gene Ontology annotation, molecular function: cysteine-type deubiquitinase activity; cysteine-type endopeptidase activity. Lineage: Eukaryota; Fungi; Ascomycota; Dothideomycetes; Pleosporales; Didymosphaeriaceae.